Poecilia reticulata (guppy) is the source of this 1314-nucleotide messenger RNA. RefSeq lists its product as uncharacterized. The record is from RefSeq and is a predicted model, not a curated record. Gene Ontology annotation, biological process: response to bacterium. Lineage: Eukaryota; Metazoa; Chordata; Actinopteri; Cyprinodontiformes; Poeciliidae.
UCAUGGAUGAACUGCUGAAGAUUCUGAUUGUUCUCUGUGGGCUUAUUUCCUGCGGUUGUUGCUCCAUUUCUGCUUCAAUGUCGGAGGCGACUGUACAGCCUGGAGACAACAUCACUAUCUACUGUGACUGCAAAGUGUCAACUGGAAAAUAUGUAGUUUGGUUCAGGAACUGUUCCCAUGAAUACCAGCCGACUCUUGUUGUAGAUUGGAGGAAUGCAGUUAGCUCUCCUUUUACAGGAAAAACACGUCGUUUUAAAUUUGUGAAGAAUGAAUCGUCCAACUCCUAUGACCUGAUGAUCAGAAAUGUCACUAAUUCUGAUGAGGGACUUUAUUACUGUGGAACUUUGGAGAACAAGGUGGAGAAAGAUGAAAACAAAAACAUUUUCUCUAAAGAAGCUUACAUCUAUGGCAACCUCACCACAAGGAUCACACUGUAUACAGAAACUCAUUUACCACAUCCAAAUAUUUCCAUGACGGUGGAGGAAUGUGGUUUGUGUUGGAAUCUGCUCCUCUCUCUGUGUCCGACUGUUUCUGCUUUCUCGGCUCUCCUUUUGGUUUAUCUACUAUGCCAAAAUCCAGAGAACAUUCAAGCUAAGAAAAAGAGACAUGGCACUUCAAGACACACAGAGGAAACACAGGAUAACAAAGUGUGCUGCGCAGCCCUGGAAAUCUGUCAGGCAUCUGGGAGCCAGAAGAAGAACAUGACGAGCCAGAAUUCAGAAUUCAGCAUGUUUACUACUGUCAUGUACGUCAUGAAAGUUGGGGAACUGUAAACAUGUCAAGUGUAACGAUGGAAAAAAGGAUGCCUACAAUUUUUAAACUCUUUCCAAUAUUUCUCAUGUUAAUUUGUGAAAAUGACUGAAAUGCAUGACUGGACCCAGACAAAAUAAAGUUUCUUACAGAUAUUUUUGACCAGACUCUUUUAUAGACGGAGGAAAUAUGCCCUGUGUCUUUUGCUUCUUGUGAAUCCCUUAUAAAACCUUGCACAGUAUUUAAAAGUUCUGGCUUUAUUUUAUUUGUAAUUUUGAUUCAGUUUUUAUGCCCUUUUCAUUUAUUUUGUAUGUAAAGUAUCAUCCAUGUAUGUAGGUUGUAGUGAUGGACAUGUUAUAAGAAACAGAACAUCAAAUAUCUCCACUGAUUAACACACAAACACAUUUAAAGUUUAAUCUUCUUAGAUUAAAAACAAUUGGGAGAAAAAAUCCAGAUGCUUAAACUGAAACUCACAACUGUAUUUUUCUGUUUAUCUUUGUCUGAUAGAAAUGCAUUGUGACAGAUGGAUAUCUGGACAAGUAUGCAUAUUUUCACAUUGCUGAA